Lactuca saligna is the source of this 477-nucleotide messenger RNA. Lineage: Eukaryota; Viridiplantae; Streptophyta; Magnoliopsida; Asterales; Asteraceae. The record is from the annotation of a GenBank genome assembly.
AUGAAUUUUUUGACGCCCGUGAGGUGUUUGCUUCAAUGUCUGACUCAGGCUCCGAUUGCUCCCCAGAAGACUGUAUUGGCCCGUGAUGAACAUGAAGUUCAGCAGGUCUACAAGAGAGGAACAGUUGGAAGAUCCAAUUAUAUUGAUGCAUACACGGGAAGGUUUGGAGUUCCACAUAUGGCUUUCAACUCCAUUAAUUCAACCAUAAACAAUGGUGGUUUAUUGAACAGUGGUGUUUGGGCUCCACCACAACCAAUUCAGCAAAUGCGGACGUAUACAAGGGUCUACAAAAGAGGAGCUAUUGGAAGAUCAAUUGAUAUUACUUCAUAUUUAGGGUAUGAUGAGCUUAAACAAGAUCUUGCUCGAAGGUUUGGUAUCGAGGGUCAACUGGAUGGUCAACAGAGAAUUGGGUGGAAACUUAGGUAUGUGGAUCAUGAGAACGACAUUCUCCUUGUUGGGAAUGACCCUUGGGAGUAA